AAAGCAAAAAAGGCCAAAAAAAAAAAAAAAAAGAAGAAGCUCCGAACUGGAGAGAGAGAAGAAACCGGAGGAAGGGAAAAACUUCAAGAAUUUCCAAUCGCGUUUAUUUAUUUAAUUUCUGGUAACAGUAAUUAUAGAAUUUCCAUUUUUCCUAUUUAUUGCAAUACUUGGCGAAGAUGCGAGAAAUUGCAGGUGCCGGUUGAGUUCUCUUUCCUUUUAGUUCAUUACUAUUGUCUCUGUAUUUGAGUUCACGUUUUUAGAAGGAGAACUACACGAUCGAUCGAUCGAUUUCGGGAUCCAUUAUAUUAUUUCUAAAGGACCCCAAUUGUUUUGUGAGUUGUCCUGCGGACCCAUAGUUUACCUAGGUCGUUCACGGUGUCUAUUCGAGGCUAAACCGUGUAUGGUGCUUCUCAUAUUAUUUUCUCGUGGAAAUUGAAGAAUUCUCGUUGCAGCUUUGAUUGGAGUGAUACGUAAUUGGGAUGAGAUUUAGGGGAGACUUGGAUGGAUUAUAGGGAAGGCGGUUUUCGUUCUACCUGAUCUAUCAUCUCAUUUCGGGGCUUCCGGUUGAGAAUUGGAUGCACUGGGACAGGCGAUUGUCCUGGAUUGUUGGUUUUCAUCAUUUGGAUAUUGAAUCGAUGCAAGGAAGCAGUUUGAAUGCAUGGUUGUUCGCAUUCAGAAUAGUUCCCUUCACAAAGAGUGAUUGGUGAUAAACUGUUUUGGAUUCUUCUGGAGGUUGCGUCGUUUCUAUUCCAAAUAGAUUAGGCGACGGAAUUGGUAUUUAAAAUCAAUAUUGAUCCUUCUCAGGAUUUUGGUGUCCACAAAGGGGUUGUUUUCUGCGGCAGCUUGUGGUAUUUCUAGGUCGUUUCCUUUUGGAACGCAAGUAGACAUAGGUUCUGUUUCUACGAUUUUAUCCGGUCCUGGUGGUGGAAGAGUUAUCAGAGCAUUGAAUUGGGUGCUUUCAUGGGUGUUUCGAUCUACGUAUUUGUACAGGAAGCCUCGCGGGUCUCAGUUGGGGCUGCAGUUCUUGUAUUUAGAUUUGACUUCUAAUUUGUGACGGACAUAAUUACUCUGAGUUUUAAUCAUCCCGUUCUUGGAUCUGAAUUUCUCUUUGGAGUUCAGCGUUUGAUGUGGGGCUUUUUGCGCUAUGGAUUGGAGCAUCAGAAACUCUGCACCAUGUGGACGAUUUAGCUUCAGCCGUGUCAAAUGAACAUUUCAUGAUGAAUGGGGCUGGAAGGGUUGUUCGUCAAUGGACACCCCCGAUAAAAGGUUCUCCGAGUUAGUUGACAUAUUUAAAGCCUGGAUCCCUCGGAGGACCGAGCCAGCUAAUGUGUCGAGGGACUUUUGGAUGCCCGACCAUAGCUGUAGGGUAUGCUACGAGUGUGACUCUCAAUUCACUAUCUUCAACCGUAAACAUCAUUGUCGCCUCUGUGGAAGAGUUUUCUGUUCAAAGUGCACGACAAACUCAGUUCCUGCCCCUUCUGAUGAACAAAAGACACCCAGGGAGGAGUGGGAGAGGAUCCGGGUCUGUAAUUAUUGCUUCAAACAAUGGGAACAAGGGAUAGUAGCUGUCAAUAAUGGGGUCCAAACAUCCAGUCCCUGUCUCAGUCCUUCACCUUCAGCAACAAGUUUGGCCAGCCCCAAAUCUAGUGCAACUGGGAACAGCAGCAAUAGCACUGUUGUUUCGAUGCCAUACUCAACUGGACCUUAUCAACUGGUGCCAUACAGUUCGGGUCUCAGCCCUCUCAGCCCACGUCAAUCAUCUCAAAUUGAACAUUGUAUAGACAAGCAAGACAUAGUAGCACCUGAAAGGAGCAUGGAUCCUGUUGCGGAAAAUGGGGAUCAAUCUCCCAAUCAAGAUGUAUUUUGUAUGAACAGGAGUGAUGACGACGAUGAUGAAUAUGGCGUUUAUCGAUCUGAUUCUGAAACCCGGCAUUUUCCUCAGGCUGAUGAUUUUUGUGGUCCAGUUGAGUUUGAUGAGAUUGACAGUAUAUAUGGGUCACAUAAAGUGCAUCCUGAUGCAGAAAAUACAAAGGGUAUGAGCAGCUCUUUGAUACAUGAUAGCUUAGAUUCACAAAGGUUAGACGGAAUGGAAAAACUGGGGGAAGAAGCAAAGGGACAUGAUCAUUGUGAUACAGAGACAGAGCCAGUAGAUUUUGAGAAUAAUGGGCUGCUCUGGCUCCUUCCAGAGCCAGAAGAUGAAGAGGAUGAGAGGGAAGAUGUGCAAUUUGAUGAUGAUAAUGACGAUGAUGAUAAUGCUGCUACAGGAGAAUGGGGUUAUUUACGUUCUUCAAGCAGUUUUGGCGGUGGAGAGUACCGCACUAGGGACCGAUCAUGCGAAGAGCACCGGAAGGCAAUGAAGAAUGUGGUUGAUGGGCAUUUUAGGGCUUUGGUUGGUCAACUUUUGCAGGUCGAAAAUCUACCUGUUGGUGAGGAAGAUGACAAUGAGAGUUGGUUGGAGAUAAUUACAUCCUUGUCCUGGGAGGCUGCAACAUUCCUCAAGCCAGAUACAAGCAAGGGGGGAGGAAUGGAUCCUGGUGGAUAUGUGAAGGUCAAAUGCAUAGCUUGUGGGCGUCGCAGUGAAAGUAUGGUGGUCAAAGGAGUUGUUUGUAAGAAAAAUGUGGCACAUCGGAGAAUGGGAUCAAAAUUUGAGAAGCCACGUUUUCUAAUCCUUGGAGGAGCUCUUGAGUACCAGCGGGUUUCGAAUCUCCUCUCAAGUUUUGACACUCUUUUGCAGCAGGAAAUGGACCACUUGAAGAUGGCAGUUGCAAAGAUAGAUGCUCACCACCCUAAUGUCCUUUUAGUAGAGAAGUCAGUCUCCCGUUUUGCUCAAGAGUACCUUCUUGCCAAAGACAUAUCACUUGUUCUCAAUAUUAAGAGGCCGCUGUUAGAGCGUAUAGCCCGUUGCACAGGUGCACAAAUUGUCCCUUCGAUUGAUCAUCUCUCCUCGCAGAAGCUGGGUUAUUGUGAUACAUUCCAUGUGGAGAAGUUACUUGAAGAGCAUGGAAGUGCCGGACAGGGUGGGAAGAAAUUGGUGAAGACAUUAAUGUUCUUUGAAGGCUGUCCAAAGCCAUUGGGUUGUACUAUUUUGCUCAAGGGUGCUAACGGGAAUGAGUUGAAGAAAGUGAAGCAUGUAGUCCAGUAUGGUAUCUUUGCUGCAUAUCACUUGGCCUUAGAGACAUCUUUUCUUGCUGAUGAAGGUGCUUCUCUGCCAGAACUUCCACUGAAAUCACCAAUAACUGUUGCACUUCCCGACAAGCCAUCCAAUAUAGAUAGGUCCAUUUCCACAAUACCAGGUUUCAUGGUUCCUUCUGCCGGUCGGUUUGAGGAACCUCAACCUACUAAUGAAUUACAAAGAUCUGACAGGGUCCCAUCGUCAGGUCUAACUCCACCAAACUCCAACGUCUCCAUUAGCAAAACUGAAAAGGAAAAGGCCCUAUUUUCUUGUUCGCCUGAAGGCCCCAACUCCCAUUAUACAGGACCUGCUAGUGCCAUCAACUCUGUUGUUUCUGUCCCUUCCUUGUCCCCUUCAGGACAGAGCCAAACCAAGCCUUCCCUAAAUCAUGCACUAGAGAAUAGAACGGAAGUUGGGAUGGAAGAAACUUUUGAGGCCAAAGCUUCAUCAGCCAACAGAGGCCAAGUUGUUGUGAAUGAUAAUCUUGUUACUAGUGGUUUUGGAGCUCUGGAGUCCUUGGGGAAAGGUGGGAUUGUAGUUAAUGAUACUGUUAUUCAUCAUGACACCAUGGUUGGGAAUCAACCUGGUGCUUCAAGGUUGGCAUCGUUGCAUCGAGAUGGCCUUGAGGAGCAGGUAUCUUCUAAGGAAGAGUUUCCUCCAUCCCCUUCUGACCAUCAGAGCAUUUUGGUCUCUUUAUCAACCCGGUGUGUGUGGAAGGGGACUGUUUGUGAACGAGCCCAUCUCUUCCGUAUCAAGUACUAUGGUAGCUUUGACAAGCCUUUGGGGCGUUUUUUACGAGAUCAUUUAUUUGAUCAGAGUUACUGCUGCCGUUUAUGUGAGAUGCCAUCAGAAGCACAUGUCCAUUGUUAUACUCAUCGACAAGGCAGCCUCACGAUUUCUGUUAAGAAGCUCCCAGAGUUAUCUUUGCCAGGGGAACGAGAAGGCAAGAUCUGGAUGUGGCACAGGUGCCUCCGGUGUCCGAGGACCAACGGUUUUCCUCCGGCAACUCGGAGAGUAGUGAUGUCUGAUGCUGCUUGGGGUCUAUCCUUUGGGAAAUUUUUGGAACUUAGUUUUUCCAACCAUGCUGCUGCAAGCAGGGUGGCUAGCUGUGGUCAUUCUCUGCACAGAGAUUGUCUCCGGUUCUAUGGGUACGGGAGAAUGGUCGCUUGCUUUCGUUACGCUUCGAUUGAUGUUCAUUCUGUCUACCUUCCACCCCCAAAACUUGAUUUUAACUGUGAAAAUCAGGAGUGGAUACAGAAAGAAGCAAAUGAGGUGGUUGAUAGGGCAGAACUUCUAUUUACUGAAGUACUCAAUGCUCUUUGUCAGAUUGCAGAGAAACGUUCAGGUGCUGGGUCAGUUAGCAACAACUUGAAAGCACCUGAAUCAAGACGCUGCAUUUCUGAACUAGAGGGAAUGUUACGAAAGGAGAAGGCAGAAUUUGAGGAAUCUCUCCAGAAAGCACUAAAUAGGGAGCCUAAAAAAGGCCAACCUGUAAUUAAUAUUCUUGAGAUCAAUUGGUUGCGGAGGCAGUUGCUAUUUUAUUCUUAUGUCUGGGACCACCGCCUGAUAUAUGCGUCCAGGUUAGACAACAGCAGCAAUCAGGAAGGGUUGAACAGCUCCACGCAAAAACAGAAGGAGAAGCAUUCAAGUAAUACCGAGAAGCUUGUCGAAAUGAAUUUGUCUCCUAGGCCAGAUGGUGGUUUUACAAGUAUUGAUUCGCUUGCAGAUGUGGGGCCUGAUGAAAGCCUUGGUAAAGGAGGUGAAAUUGGUGAGGUCCCUAACCAGCCUGGCCUAGUUCCUCAAUCAAAUGACAUUGAUCAGGAUCCAAAUCACAAGAUGGGGAACUUGGUUCACAUUUCUGCUAUCAGUAAUCUUGGUAAUCAAUCUGAUCCUUUGGAAUCUGGAGUAGUUGUUCGAAGGGCUCUUUCAGAAGGGCAUGUCCCUCUCAUGGUAAAUUUGUCAGACACCCUUGAUGCGGCAUGGACAGGUGAAAGUCAUUCUGGAAGUAUCACUCCGAAGGAGAAUGGCUAUGCAUUUUCAGAUGCAGCUAUCGCAGAUUUGUCAGUUGUGGUAGAUACCGGAUCAACAAGGUCUGCUUUGGAAGAGCAAUUGGAAGACCAGGGUGGGGUUGAGCUAACCCGAUCUAUUGAGCAUGCAUUAACUAUCAAGAGUCCUGACACUAUGGAAGACUCUACAAGCUGGAUAGGGAUGCCUUUUUUGAACUUCUACCGAUCUUUUAACAAGAACUCCUCUGGGAGUGCUCCAAAGCUUGAUACUGUUAGCGAGUAUAAUCCUGUCUAUAUCUCAUCUUUCCGGGAGUUGGAGCGUCAAGAUGGGGCCAGGCUGCUUCUGCCUGUGGGUGUCAACGACACUGUUGUGCCAGUUUAUGAUGAUGAACCCACAAGUAUUAUCGCAUAUGCUCUGGUCUCACCUGAUUACCAUCUCCAGAUAUCCAAUGACUGGGAAAGACCAACUGAUGGUGGAGAGUCUUCAGUUUCACUACCAGUUUUUGAUUCGGUAAAUCUUCACUCACUUCAUUCCUUUGAUGAGACGCCCACUGAAUAUUUAAGAAGCCUUCGGUCUACAGAUGAUAGCAUCUUAUCCAUGUCAGGCUCUCGCAGUUCCUUGGCUUUGGACCCACUCUUGUAUACAAAGGCAUUGCAUGUCAGGGUUUCUUUCACCGACGAUGGUCCUCUUGGAAGGGUGAAGUAUACUGUGACUUGUUACUAUGCAAAGAGGUUUGAGGCCUUGAGGAGGAUAUGCUGUCCAUCUGAGUUGGACUUCAUAAGGUCUCUCAGUCAUUGUAAGAAAUGGGGGGCCCAGGGAGGAAAGAGCAAUGUAUUCUUUGCAAAAACCUUGGAUGAUAGGUUUAUCAUCAAACAGGUUACAAAGACAGAGCUGGAAUCUUUCAUCAAGUUUGCUCCAGAAUAUUUCAAGUACCUCUCUGAAUCGAUUGGCUCAGGGUGCCCCACUUGUCUGGCAAAGAUUCUUGGGAUUUAUCAGGUUAUGUCAAAGCACAUUAAGGGUGGGAAGGAAUCCAGGAUGGAUGUUCUAGUUAUGGAGAAUCUUCUGUUUGGCCGGAAUGUUACAAGACUCUAUGAUCUCAAAGGAUCUUCUCGGUCACGGUAUAAUCCGGAUUCUAGUGGGAGCAAUAAAGUUUUGCUGGAUCAGAAUCUGAUUGAAGCUAUGCCUACUUCUCCAAUUUUUGUGGGAAACAAGGCUAAGCGGGUGCUUGAGAGAGCUGUCUGGAAUGAUACUGCUUUUCUUGCGUCCAUUGAUGUAAUGGAUUACUCGCUACUGGUGGGGGUGGAUGAGGAGAAGAAUGAGCUUGUUCUUGGGAUCAUUGAUUUUGUGAGGCAGUACACAUGGGACAAGCAUCUGGAGACAUGGGUGAAGGCUUCGGGCAUCCUUGGUGGGCCAAAGAACUCAUCUCCAACUGUAAUAUCACCCAAGCAAUACAAGAAACGGUUCAGGAAAGCAAUGUCUGCUUAUUUCCUUAUGGUACCAGAUCAGUGGUCCUCACCAACCAUCGCUCCCAGUGGAUCCCAGUCUGACCUUGUUGAAGAUAAUACGCAAGGUGUGACCUCCAUCGACUGACUGACUGAAACAGUGGGUGGCCUGUAUAUGCGAGAGAUCUAUGCUGGGUAUCAAUACCUUUUUUUGGGGUAGUGCCCUUAUUUUAUGGGCCCUAUCCUUUUUGUUUCUUUUCACUUUUGUAAUUGGGAUGCCGGAUGGUGUCCUAAUUCUUAUUCUUAUUCUUAUUCGUAUUCCUAUAAAGGCAACAAAUAGUGUUAGAAUGGGUGGCUUCUCCGUGAAUGUACAUUGUAUAAUUGCAGCAUAUAUGAGUAUUACCCUUUUGUUCA
Macadamia integrifolia is the source of this 7035-nucleotide messenger RNA. RefSeq names its product 1-phosphatidylinositol-3-phosphate 5-kinase FAB1B-like. Bases 1247 to 6769 code for a protein of 1840 amino acids. Gene Ontology annotation, molecular function: ATP binding; metal ion binding; 1-phosphatidylinositol-3-phosphate 5-kinase activity. The record is from RefSeq and is a predicted model, not a curated record. Gene Ontology annotation, biological process: phosphatidylinositol phosphate biosynthetic process. NCBI's taxonomy places the organism in Eukaryota, Viridiplantae, Streptophyta, Magnoliopsida, Proteales, Proteaceae. The transcript is spliced from 12 exons. Gene Ontology annotation, cellular component: endosome membrane.